UCGUAGCAUGGUUCCAAAAAAGAAGAACAUGUACAGAUAUGUUACACCGACCAAAAUUAUCUACUCACAUUCUGUGCGCGGCAGUAAUUUUUUGGAGGUGGUUUUGGGGUUAAUUUUUAGACUCAAAAUAUGGCCCUGAAUCCGCAAUACGAAGCCAUAGGCAAGGGAUUUGUACAGCAAUAUUAUGCCCUAUUUGAUGAUCCCAUGCAAAGGCAAAAUCUUGCAAAUAUGUACAAUAGCGACUUGUCUUUUAUGACUUUCGAAGGGGUACAAAUUCAAGGAGCCCCAAAAAUUAUGGAGAAAUUGAAUAGUUUGACUUUUCAAAAAAUUAAUAGAAUAAUAACAGCAGUAGACUCUCAGCCCAUGUUUGAUGGCGGUGUUUUAAUAAAUGUUUUAGGAAGAUUGCAGACUGAUGACGAUCUUCCUCAUGCCUAUGUGCAAACAUUCGUUUUAAAACCUAUAGAGGGAAGCUUUUUUGUGCAACAUGAUAUUUUCCGACUGGUGCUCCAUGAUACAAUUUAGCUGUUUGGCAGCCGACGAAGAUCCACCUCAUGCUUUUUCUCAAAUAUUUGUGUUAAAACCUCUAGGUACAACAUUUUUCGUUCAACAUGAUAUUUUCCGAUUGGGCAUCCAUAAUACAGCUUAAGUUCAAAAGUGAGUUAACUUUUCUCCUCAACAUUAAAAAUUGUUUGUUUAUCUCUCAACUUAUUGCUAAUGUAAUAAUUCAUUCAUUAUAAAUAAAGACUAUUUUCCAGAAA
Messenger RNA from Cylas formicarius (sweet potato weevil), 758 nucleotides. RefSeq names its product probable nuclear transport factor 2. The record is from RefSeq and is a predicted model, not a curated record. Gene Ontology annotation, cellular component: nuclear pore central transport channel. Lineage: Eukaryota; Metazoa; Arthropoda; Insecta; Coleoptera; Brentidae. Bases 130 to 522 code for a protein of 130 amino acids. The transcript has 5 exons. Gene Ontology annotation, biological process: protein import into nucleus.